This is a messenger RNA of Sphenostylis stenocarpa, 498 nucleotides long. NCBI's taxonomy places the organism in Eukaryota, Viridiplantae, Streptophyta, Magnoliopsida, Fabales, Fabaceae. The record is from the annotation of a GenBank genome assembly.
AUGGCUCAAACCCAGUGUGAGCCUCCCACACCUUCCUCUUCCUUUGGCCCCAUCAUAAGCACACCACGUGAUGACCAAGUUGGUGGCUUUGAUGGGAUGGUUCUUAUUGCAGCCAUUGUAUGUGCUUUGGUGUGUGCUCUUGGCCUCAACACUAUGUUGCAAUGUGUCUUCCAAUGUGCUUUGCGUGUCCUGACGCAACCACGCCAAUGGAUUGCUUCUCGUAGGCUGAAUUGUGGUCUGAAGAGGAAGGAAAUGGUGGCUUUGCCAACCUCAACCUACACGCACUCUGCCUCUCCAUCUUCAUCACCUUCCACUUGUGUGAUUUGCUUGGCUGAGUUCUCUGAUGGGGACCCUGUAAGGUUCCUACCAAAGUGCAACCACUAUUUCCAUGUGAUUUGCAUCGACGAGUGGCUCCUCUCUCACUCUUCUUGUCCUACUUGCAGGCACCUACUCAACUCAAAUCAUCAUCUUCAAUCCUUACAUCCUGACAUACCUUAG